This is a messenger RNA of Pyricularia grisea, 2096 nucleotides long. RefSeq lists its product as uncharacterized. The transcript has 2 exons. The record is from RefSeq and is a predicted model, not a curated record. Bases 164 to 1393 code for a protein of 409 amino acids. NCBI's taxonomy places the organism in Eukaryota, Fungi, Ascomycota, Sordariomycetes, Magnaporthales, Pyriculariaceae.
GUCCAGGGUGGUCUACUCUUAAGGGGAUGCUUUAAAUAUCAAAUGUGCGCAGCUGAAAAACGACCACCCAUGUUCUUGCUUCCUCUUUUCAGCUGUGCGUGUGUUUUGCCCAUUUGCGGUUUUUGGUAGUUGUUCGAGUUUCGCAUCUGUUCAAACUCCCACAAUGGCCUCAACCGUUGAGCAAACGCCCACAGAGAUGACGUCGGCAGCCGCAACGCCGCCGUCGCUUGGUCAGGCAGUGCAUCCGGCUAUUGCUGCUGGAGCGCGACAAAUCGAGGCAGCCCAGAAGCCUCAACCCACCGUCGCUGUCCAGGCCUCGCCCAACGCCACUGCACCUGCUACCACCGGUACAGAACAGACUCUCUCUUCCGCGGCUCUACCGACAGCACAGCCUGUGAUAAUUGGUGAGGCAACAGUUCGGGAUCCGGAACAAACAGCUUCAUUCCCUCAGCGUUUGAAGAAUGAAGAUAGACACUGGGCAUGGAAAGUCGCAUUGAGGAGUCUGCAAUGUAUUGUUUGUCUGGCCGGUAUAGGCUGCUGUGCGUGGAUCCUCGCAGGCGCAAUCCACCUUGAAGGCUAUGGGUUUUACGGCACGGAUUUCAGCAGCGACAAAUACAUGACAAAAAUCGCCAUUCCCAUGUUUAUCUUCUCCAUCCUCUGGGGCUUAACUGACCUCCUGGUUCGCCUCUGCCGCAAACCACCUCGGCCCGCCCACCCGGCUGUCAUACUGAGCAUCGAUCUCUGCUUCUGGCUCCUCUUCAUCAUUCCGAUCCUCGCCUGCAUUAUUGCAUACAGCGAAAUCGACUAUCUAGGCAAUUCUGGCUACGACGGCCCCUAUAUACCUGACCCCAGCGACACCUCCUACAAUGGCUACCGGGGCCAGUAUUACCUGAACCAGACGACCGACACGUGGAUCUACAACGUUACAUAUGUCGAUAGACCCGAUAGGGAGUACAACUACACGUCAAACACCUGGUACUACCCGGAGCAAAAAGACCCCAGCACCAUAACCCGUGUCUGCUCCAGUUUGUACAGCUCCUGCAGCGAGCAGGACGCCGCGGUCAACGCUCUUUGGAAACAGAAGCCGACGCGCCUCGCCAUCAUCAUCGCCGUCGCCGCUAUGCUCGGCCUCGCCGCCUUGUGCCAUUUCCAACUCUUCGUGUGGGCCUGCGUGGACACGCACACGUGGCGCGUGAACAAGAAGCAGGAGGCGCUCACGAGGUCGAUCGAAGGCAUGUUGGCUACGGGACAACUGGUGUUUUCUCCGGGCGCCAAUGGUCAGCUAGUGAUGCGGCCGGCGCCGGCGCAUUUGCCUGCCCAGGUAUACCCUCCAGCAAUGCAGCAGGCUCCUCCCACCAUACCACAACAAUCUCAGGGUGUGAGAUACGCCUAGAUGUUUGCGUCAAACUCGAAUUCAACUGGUCUCUUUUACAAAAGAAAAGAAAAGAAAAAAUACAUGAUCCAGAUCGGUCACAUCAGGUCCAGUAGAUAAUAUACAGCGAUACAUAAUAAUUAAUGGAUUGAUACCAGUACUUUGUAGAUGCGCAAACACUCUGAAUAUUUCAUGACCCCCAAGCCAACCUAGCAGUUUGUUUGUGCGCAGCCAGAUAAUCCUCAUACAUCCGAUCAGAGUGACCAGCUGUUCAUACACCGCACACACCCAGACCACAACUCAGACCGCCUGCGGGGUCCUUCUGGUCACGGCAGCAUAUAGUCCCGCCUCCGCAAAAGCAAGAGGACUCCGUCAAGGCAGCAGUCUUUGCGUAUGCAAUCUUGCCGAUCAACUCGGUGAAGAAGUGCCCUCUCUCCGAGGGCACAUUCUCUGCGUCUACGGGCUUGUUUCGGUCCACUGUACCCCUCAGCGGUUCAGGUGAUAAUCGCGACGGGUCUUGUAUGGUGAGACCCGGGGUUUGGGUUCUACCUUGUCGGCUUUGUCUUGAGCAGUUUGUGGGUGCCGACAAGAUCGUGUGAGCCAGGAGGGCGAAUAAUAGUUGGAAGAUGAGCAGUUUCAUAGUAAAGUGAUUGCUGUUGUUCUGAACUGGGCUGGCAAUUUAUUUUUACUGUUUGCCGUCUAGGAUUAUAUCGUUGAACCUUUU